AUGGCGCCCGCGUUUCUCGCUGCAAUUGACCCCGCCACAUUCGCGCAGUCGCAGUCGCAGUCGCAGUCGCAGUCCCAGUCCCAGUCGCAGCUGGGCCUUAGCCCGCAGGCGCUGUCGUUCGUCGGCCAUGUCUUCGCGCAGGUCGCAGACAGCACCGUCGACCAGACCCUCGCUCACCUGCAGCAGUCGGUCGGCCGCCUCGCCAGCUACCUCGGCGUCGCCGACGUUUCCUCGGCCGAUGACGUCGUAUCGCUCCUCGACGCCGGCGCUGCAAAGGUCUUCGUCACGCGGACCCAAUUGGACGCAUUGAAGGCCAAGAGCAUCGACCAGGACCGGCUGGUGCUCUGCCUGCCGGGCAACAGCCGCGACGAGAUCAUCAACGCCAUUGCCGGUACCCAAGUCGACAUCUAUGCCCACCAGAUCGAGGACGUCGCCCUGCUCGAGGCAUGGCUCAACGAGUACGGCACCGACAGGCCCGACGUCUUUGUAUCCUUCGCGACGCCAGAGCUCGACAGCGUCCAGCGCAUCGCAAAGCUCUCGGCCAUCCCCAUCGUCCCCGCCGCCGCCCUCACCGUCGACGGCCAAAAGGAGCCUUCGUCGAUCAGCGUCGCCAAGCUCGUCAUGGCCAAUGCGACCAGCGACCGACCGGACGGCCUGUUCACAACCCUCGUCACUGACGAGCGGGGCACGGCGCUGGGACUGGUAUACAGCAGCGAGGAGAGCGUGGCAGAGAGCCUGAGGACCGGUCGCGGCGUGUACCAGAGCCGCAAGCGCGGUCUGUGGUACAAGGGUGAGAGCAGCGGAGAUAUUCAAGAGCUCGUUUCGCUGGCACUGGACUGCGACAACGACUGUCUGCGGUUCGUCGUCCGCCAGAAGGGACGCGGCUUCUGCCACUUGGCCACGCCGACCUGCUUCGGCCAGUACAGCGGGCUGUCCAAGCUGCAGAAGACGCUCCAGGACCGCAAAGAUUCUGCCCCCGAAGGCUCGUACACUGCACGGCUGUUCAACGACUCGCAACUGCUCAGGGCCAAGAUCUUGGAGGAGGCUGCCGAGCUCUGCGAUGCCACAACGAAGGAGCACAUCGCCUUUGAGGCCGCCGACCUCUUCUACUUUGCCCUGACCAAGUGCGUCGCUGCCGGUGUAUCGCUGGAGGAUGUCGAGCGCAACUUGGACGCAAAGAGCAUAAAGGUGAAGAGGCGGCAGGGAGACGCCAAACCCGCAUUUGCUGCGCAGGCGGCAGCCGCGACCAAUGGUACAAAUGGCACAAGCGGCACGAAGCCUACCGAGGAGAAGUUUAAGGAGGCUGCCUCAGUGCCGAAGAGCAAGGACGACUCGGCUGGCAUCAAGAACGGACGCAUCGCUAUGAGGAGAUACAUCGCCGCCGACGAGACAUCCGAGACAAUUGCUUCUGUGCUGCAGCGACCUUCGCAACGAUCGACUGACAAGAUCCUUGAGAUCUGCCGGCCCAUCAUCGAGAACGUCAAGACAAACGGUGACAGGGCGCUGCUCGAGUACACUCACAAGUUCGAAAAGGCAACUUCCUUGACAUCGACCAUUUUGAAGGCACCCUUCCCUCAGGAACUUAUGCAACUAGCACCGGAGACCGCCAAGGCUAUUGACGUUUCUUUUGAGAACAUCCGCAAGUUCCAUGCCGCUCAGAAGGAGGACAAGCCCCUGACGGUCGAAACAAUGCCAGGCGUCGUAUGCUCGCGAUUUGCCCGACCGAUCGAGAGGGUUGGUCUCUAUGUUCCUGGUGGUACCGCUGUUUUGCCUUCCACCGCUCUGAUGCUGGGUGUGCCCGCUAUGGUAGCAGGAUGUAAGACAUUGGUCAUUGCCACACCACCGCGUUCGAACGGCAAGGUGACCCCGGAGGUUGUCUACGCCGCGCACAAGGUCGGCGCAUCAGCCAUUGUUCUUGCAGGUGGCGCACAGGCUGUCGCAGCGAUGGCUUACGGCACAGAGAGCGUACCCAAGGUCGACAAGAUCCUUGGCCCUGGUAACCAGUUCGUCACUGCAGCGAAGAUGUUCGUUUCUAACGACACCAACGCUGGAGUCAGCAUUGACAUGCCUGCUGGCCCCAGUGAACUCCUGGUGGUUGCGGACAAGACGGCUGACCCAGCCUUUGUUGCUUCGGAUCUGCUGAGUCAGGCUGAGCACGGUGUCGAUUCUCAGGUCAUCUUGAUCGCAGUCGGACUGAGCGAGACUCAAUUGAGCGCGAUCGAGGAUGAACUUCACAAGCAGGCCGUUGCUCUCCCACGUGUUGACAUCGUCCGUGGAGCCAUCGAACACUCUAUCACGCUGGCUGUCGAUGACAUUCAGGAGGCUAUGAGACUGAGUAACGAGUACGCACCAGAGCACCUGAUUCUCCAGGUUGAGGACGCGGAGAAGGUUGUGGACCUAGUCGAGAACGCCGGCAGUGUGUUCGUUGGCCACUGGACACCAGAGUCUGUCGGUGACUACAGCGCCGGUGUCAACCACUCCCUUCCCACCUACGGAUACGCAAAGCAGUACUCCGGAGUCAACCUAGGCUCCUACAUCAAGCACAUCACCAGCGCGAACCUCACAAGGCAAGGUCUUGAAAACGUCGGCGCUGCAGUCAUGGAGCUUGCACGCGUAGAAGAGCUCGAGGCUCACCGUCGCGCCGUGAGCUUGCGCCUGGGCGUAGCUUGA
Molecule: messenger RNA, 2670 nt
Organism: Didymella exigua CBS 183.55
Lineage: Eukaryota; Fungi; Ascomycota; Dothideomycetes; Pleosporales; Didymellaceae
Product: histidine biosynthesis trifunctional protein
Exons: 2
Coding region: 1-2670 (889 amino acids)
Biological process (GO): L-histidine biosynthetic process
Cellular component (GO): cytoplasm
Molecular function (GO): phosphoribosyl-AMP cyclohydrolase activity; phosphoribosyl-ATP diphosphatase activity; NAD binding
Source: RefSeq, a predicted model, not a curated record